GAGACCCCGCCCCCCUUGAGAAGAAAGCUGAAGCCCCUGCAGGACGGGGGCCUGCGUCGCCAUGGGCUCCACCGCUGCCCCGGAGGGAACGCUGGGCUACGUCCGCGAGUUCACUCGCCACUCCUCCGACGUGCUCGGCAACCUGAAUGAGCUGCGCCUGCGCGGGAUCCUCACUGACGUCACGCUGCUGGUUGGCGGGCAACCCCUUCGAGCUCACAAGGCAGUUCUUAUCGCCUGCAGUGGCUUCUUCUAUUCAAUUUUCCGAGGCCGUGCAGGAGUCGGGGUAGACGUGCUCUCCCUGCCCGGGGGCCCCGAAGCCGGAGGCUUUGCUCCUCUUCUGGACUUCAUGUACACUUCACGCCUACGCCUCUCUCCGGCCACUGCACCAGCCGUCCUUGCGGCCGCCACCUACUUGCAGAUGGAACACGUGGUCCAGGCAUGCCACCGCUUCAUCCAGGCCAGCUAUGAACCUCUGGGCAUCUCCCUGCGGCCCCUGGAGGCAGAACCCCCCACGCCCCCAACGGCCCCUCCACCAGGCAGUCCCAGGCGCUCCGAAGGGCACCCAGACCCACCUACUGAGUCUCGCAGCUGCAGUCAAGGGCCCCCCAGUCCAGGCAGCCCAGACCCCAAGGCCUGCAACUGGAAAAAGUACAAGUUCAUCGUGCUAAACUCUCAGGCCUCCCAAGCAGGGAGCCUGGCAGGGGAGAGGAGUUCUGGUCAACUUUGCUCCCAGGCCCGGCUCCCCAGUGGAGAUGAGGCUUCCAGCAGCAGCAGCAGCAGUGAAGAAGGACCCAUUUCCGGUCCACAGAGCAGGCUCUCUCCAACUGCUGCCACUGUACAGUUCAAAUGUGGGGCUCCAGUCAAUACCCCCCAUCUCCUCACACCCCGGGCUCCAGAGACCACUGGGUCACACUCUGGGCGGGCUCAUCCACCACCAGGAAGUGAAUUUUUCAGCUGCCAGAGCUGUGAGGCUGUGGCUGGGUGCUCAUCGGGGCUGGACCCCUUGGCUCCUGGGGAUGAGGAUAAGCCCUACAAGUGUCAGCUCUGCCGGUCUGCCUUCCGCUAUAAGGGCAACCUGGCCAGUCACCGCACGGUGCACACAGGGGAAAAGCCCUACCACUGCUCCGUCUGCGGAGCCCGCUUUAACCGGCCGGCUAACCUGAAAACGCAUAGCCGCAUCCAUUCGGGAGAGAAGCCCUAUAAGUGUGAGACGUGCGGCUCGCGCUUUGUACAGGUAGCGCAUCUGCGCGCGCACGUGCUGAUCCACACCGGGGAGAAGCCCUAUCCUUGCCCCACCUGCGGGACUCGCUUCCGCCACCUACAGACCCUCAAGAGCCACGUUCGCAUCCACACGGGAGAGAAGCCUUACCACUGCGACCCCUGCAGUCUGCAUUUCCGGCACAAGAGUCAACUUCGGCUGCAUCUGCGCCAGAAACAUGGAGCUGCUACCAACACCAAAGUGCACUACCACAUUCUGGGGAGGCCCUAGCUGAACGCCUGCCCAGGCCCCACUCCCUUCCUGGAAGACAGGAAAGCUGCGGCUCACGCCUGGGUUCGUUGUCAGGCUUGGGCAUAGGGGUGUGCAAGGCCCCUCGAUGUCAGCGACUUGCCACCACCUUAAUUUCUCACUGGGGAGAGCAGGGGUGGCAGAUCCCAGCUUGAUCUGCCUUUGUUUUGCUGGUCAAAACCUCUUCCCCACGAUCAAAAUUGUUUCUGAGGAGAGAACAAGCUAGGAGCUGGAGGAGGGGAGAGACUGGAGGCCUGGUUUCCACCUGCAGCCCCCAUCUCAUUCGGUUUAUCUGUAAAUAUAAUUUAUUGAGGCCUUUGGGUGGCACCAGGGCCUUCAUUCUAUUGCAUUUCCCAUGUCCCUCUUCCACAAGUGUGAUCAAAAGUGACCUGAAACA
Lipotes vexillifer (Yangtze River dolphin) is the source of this 1904-nucleotide messenger RNA. RefSeq names its product BCL6B transcription repressor (gene BCL6B). The record is from RefSeq and is a predicted model, not a curated record. Lineage: Eukaryota; Metazoa; Chordata; Mammalia; Artiodactyla; Lipotidae. Gene Ontology annotation, cellular component: nucleus. Gene Ontology annotation, molecular function: protein binding; DNA-binding transcription factor activity, RNA polymerase II-specific. The transcript has 9 exons. Bases 62 to 1489 code for a protein of 475 amino acids. Gene Ontology annotation, biological process: regulation of transcription by RNA polymerase II.